This is a messenger RNA of Rotaria sordida, 267 nucleotides long. NCBI's taxonomy places the organism in Eukaryota, Metazoa, Rotifera, Eurotatoria, Philodinida, Philodinidae. The record is from the annotation of a GenBank genome assembly.
AUGGAUGAAAUGAAAAGUGAAAAUAAUUCAACAAAUGUUGAUAAUAAUCCACACGCUUUGCUCAUACCUAAAGAUGAAAAUAGUCAAUUACAUUUGCAAAUGCCACUAAAUAAUUAUGUUAAUGAAAAUGAUGGAUCAUUAAAAAACGUUACUGAAUUUAUAAUGACAGUAGGAAACCAAAUUUAUGAUCUUACAGAACGAAAAGAACAGAUGGAUAAAUAUAAAGAAAAAGAAUUACAACAAAAACAAACAUUAAUCAAUAAAUAA